CAUUGUAACGUUUACCCUUGAAAGAAAAAACACUGCCAAUCGCGGAGCGAUUCCCUCACAUUUUUCGAUGGCAGAAGAUGCUACACGAACACUUCACCUCUCUUCCCACAGUCCUUCACUCCGGAAGCGCUAUUCUGUCCUGCCACGUCACGUUUUGCAAAAAGGGAUUCGCCGGCACAAAACGUCGUCAUCAGUUUACAGACAAGUCUUAUUGCAAGUAGGCACGGUGAUAAAACUGCUAGCAGAGAGCAAUCUUUACUGCACCGAUAGAGGUUGAAAGCCUUAUCUUUUGUUUCUUUACAGUUUUCCAUAUUUACAAACUUUUUUUUUACUGCGCAAACAUGCGAUUUCUUUUGCUGUUCUGCCUGAUGGUGAACGCUGUUCUCGUUUCCAGUACUGAGCUGACGUUUGAAUUACCAGAUAACGAUAAACAGUGCUUCUACGAGGAACUUGAAAAAGGAGUUAAGUUUGAUAUAGAUUAUCAAGUCAUUGCUGGCGGGAAUUAUGAUGUUGACUGCUUUGUAGCUGAUCCACUGGACAGAGUCUUGUAUCAGGAGAAAAAGAAGCAGUACAACAGCUUCUCACACACCACAGAAGAGAAAGGUGUUUACAAAGUCUGUUUCAGCAAUGAAUUCUCCACCUUCUCUCACAAAACCAUCUACCUUGAUUUCCGAGCUGGGGAAGAGAAGCCUCUCAUUCCUGAAAUGAGCAGGGCCACUGCACUCACUCAGAUGGAGUCGGCCUGCCUUUCGCUGCACGAGAUCCUGAAGACGGUGACCGACUCGCAGACCUGGUACCGGCUGAGGGAGGCCCAGGACCGGAUCCGGGCGGAGGAGAUCCACGACCGCGUGACCUACUGGUCCAUCGGCGAGACCUUCAUCCUCUUCGUGGUCAGCAUCGGCCAGGUGGCCAUGCUCAAGAGCUUCUUCACGGACAAGAAAAGUGGCGUGGCGGCCAACACAUAGCUGUAGCUCCGAGAGCGCCUGCCCUCUCGGCCGCCUUGGAGUGCUGGCGGGAGGGGAAGGUUUCGAGAAACGGGGGAAAGCAGGUGGUACUCUACUCCCUCCCAUCACCCUAGGCCCCAGUCCUGCCUGUUAAUAUUUCAUCAACUGGCCAGUUUCGAUUGUAAUGAAUAGCCCAGCAGAUGAAGAAUAAUAUAAUAAUGAACGGCCUGACGACUGAGUAAAAAUAUUUCCAAGCGGCUGCUCAGUUUGCUUUGUAAGGAGCAGCCCAGCAGACGAGCAAUGAGUCUGAGUAGACCUGCUGCUUAGCUGACAAGACCCGCACAGUGGGCGCUACCUAAACACCAAGACCCCCUGAGAGCUCACAGUCCAAGUCUGACUGAUGCUAGUUCCUUUCUGUACUAAGUGAAGACAGCACUGAGGCCCUGAGUGACUGGAGUUCUGUACCACCAAAAUGAAGCUUAUGAGCCCAUCGGGCAUUUUAAGAUUGGAACGAUGCAUCAUCGUUAAAAUGAAACUGUAACUUACCUGAAGAUUGCAUUCCUUUUUAAGGGGAUUUUUGCGUUUGUUUGUUUUUUUAAUAUUUAUUUUUUUCUCACAGGGCACCCCUUCAGCUGUACAGCUACAUAAAUAGUUUCUCCUGUGUCAUUACAUAGUGAAUAUGUACUAGUAAAAAAAAAAGUCUCUCUCUGAUGUGUUGCAUUAAAAGUGAGUUUUAUUUUUACUCUG
Messenger RNA from Lepisosteus oculatus (spotted gar), 1691 nucleotides. It is a transcript of the gene tmed3, whose product is annotated as transmembrane p24 trafficking protein 3. Gene Ontology annotation, biological process: intracellular protein transport; Golgi organization; endoplasmic reticulum to Golgi vesicle-mediated transport. Gene Ontology annotation, cellular component: COPII-coated ER to Golgi transport vesicle; endoplasmic reticulum-Golgi intermediate compartment; Golgi apparatus. The record is from RefSeq and is a predicted model, not a curated record. Lineage: Eukaryota; Metazoa; Chordata; Actinopteri; Semionotiformes; Lepisosteidae.